Myotis daubentonii (Daubenton's bat) is the source of this 1042-nucleotide messenger RNA. RefSeq names its product dynactin subunit 6 (gene DCTN6). Lineage: Eukaryota; Metazoa; Chordata; Mammalia; Chiroptera; Vespertilionidae. The record is from RefSeq and is a predicted model, not a curated record. Gene Ontology annotation, cellular component: dynactin complex. Gene Ontology annotation, biological process: mitotic spindle organization. Gene Ontology annotation, molecular function: dynein complex binding.
CGCCACUUUCCAAUCCUGCCAGGCUAUCCAAUCGCUUGUCGAGAUCAUCGCUUUUCUCAGGCGCUUGUGUCGAUCUGGGUUCCAAUUGGAGAGGGGGCCCAACCAUGGCGGAGAAAACUCAAAAGAGUGUGAAGAUUGCUCCUGGAGCAGUUGUGUGUGUAGAAAGUGAAAUCAGGGGCGAUGUAACUAUAGGACCUAGGACAGUGAUCCACCCUAAAGCACGAAUCAUUGCGGAGGCCGGACCCAUAGUGAUCGGCGAAGGUAACCUAAUAGAAGAACAGGCGCUGAUCAUAAAUGCUCACCCUGAUAAUAUCACCCCUGACACUGAGGAUGUGGAACCCAAGCCUAUGAUCAUUGGCACCAAUAACGUGUUUGAAGUUGGCUGUUAUUCCCAAGCCAUGAAAAUGGGAGAUAAUAAUGUUAUUGAAUCAAAAGCAUAUGUAGGCAGAAACGUAAUAUUGACAAGUGGUUGCAUCAUUGGGGCUUGUUGCAACCUAAAUACAUUUGAAGUCAUCCCUGAGAAUACAGUGAUCUAUGGUGUAGAUUGCCUUCGUCGGGUGCAGACUGAGCGACCGCAGCCCCAGACACUACAGCUGGAUUUCCUGAUGAAAAUCUUGCCAAACUAUCACCACUUAAAGAAGACUAUGAAAGGAAGCUCAACUCCAGUUAAAAACUAAGAACAAGCUGUGACAUCAAGAUAACAUUUUGUCUUUGACCACUGUCUUUUGAAAGGGCCACAGUGUUUAUGCCCUCUUAGCAGGUCACAGCAUAAUACAGGUUGAUUUUAUUUUGUGAAACAAACUUAGAAAGGAAACUGAUGGAUUUUCAUUGUAACUGUCCUCUAUAAUUUAAUUAAAAUGUAUUAUUUUCCUAUAUCCCUGUUCCUUUUCUGAUAAUUUACAGAUUUUGUUUCUUUUGUUAUAUAAAAUGUUAGCUACAAAUUUUAGUUACACAAAAGACUACCCGCAAUAAGAAACGACAUAUUGUUAUGUAUUUAUAUUCUGCCACAUACUAAACUAAAUAAAAAAUGUUGAUGACAGGA